Racocetra fulgida is the source of this 143-nucleotide messenger RNA. Lineage: Eukaryota; Fungi; Glomeromycota; Glomeromycetes; Diversisporales; Gigasporaceae. The record is from the annotation of a GenBank genome assembly.
UGAAAGUGAGAUAGAUUCAAAUAAUGAAGUUGAGUCAGAUAGUACAACCAAAAAAGGAAUGCUGGAUCCAAAAGAAUUAGUAAAUCCUUGUAAACGUAAAAGAAAAGGAUGGCCCAAGGGUACAGAUAGAAUGCGGCGUGCAG